This is a messenger RNA of Drosophila willistoni, 3151 nucleotides long. RefSeq lists its product as uncharacterized. NCBI's taxonomy places the organism in Eukaryota, Metazoa, Arthropoda, Insecta, Diptera, Drosophilidae. The record is from RefSeq and is a predicted model, not a curated record. The transcript has 3 exons. Bases 170 to 3142 code for a protein of 990 amino acids.
CAAAAACAAUUAAAAAAUAAAAAAAUCGACAUAUUAUUUUCAAGUUAUAAUUCGAGUUAAGUUUUGCGGUCCUUAUCUAUUUAGACAAUUUGUUUUCCGUUAAUAAAUUUUAUAAAUUUAAAGAAGAAAAAAUCACUCCUAAGACGACGACGACGACGACGACGAAAAGAUGUAUAAUCUGAAUACUCAUGACCUGUACGGCCAGUCUAAUGAAUAUUGUCGUCGUUCUGGUAAUUUUGAGUUUCAGUUCUCUGGCCCCGAGUCCAUACCAAAUGCCGUGAAGCGUUAUAACAAACAGCGAGCCGCCGAGUUGGCUCAAUUGCGUAAGGAUCGAGAGCCGUCCAGGCCGACAAUGCCGCGAUUUUGUAAGGUGCGACGUUCAGGCAAUGAUGUCCUUAGCAUGGUAACCUCCCGAGACUUGGAUGUGGAGACACAGCUUUCGUUGGAGCCAUCGGCAUUACAGGAUGAUGACGACGACGACGACGACGAUGAGGACUACAAUGACUAUGACGUCUACGGCGAGCACGACAAUGUGGCGUUUGUACCACGGGUUGAGCAACACGUUGGUCGUCUUUGUGGUGGGGCCGAAGGUGGCACACGUCAGACCAAAUCGAAGAAGUCCAAAAGCAAGUCAAAGUCAAAGUCGAAAAAGUCAAUGAUCAUUGACAAGGCCGACGAUGCCUGCCAGCAAAUAGAGGCACUUCAUCGGGAGGUAUGUGCCGAACUUGAAUUCAUGGAGGAGAUCAAUCCAAUAAAGCCCAAAUCACAACGGGCGGCCGGAACAUCCAAAGUGAAGCAGUCAUCUACAACGACUUCCAGGCGCCGGCCCAAAAAGGAGGUGGAAGUCAGUUUCAAGCCUCUGCCCAAGGCCGAAGAUGUGUUGGAACGUUUAAAGAUGGUCCUUGGGGCUCAACGUGAACGCCAUGAAGAAGUUAUCUGUGCUCCAGACAUUUCGUGUGCUCCAUGUGAUACGUGUACUCCUUGUGUGGGCGGCGGCGGUGAUAGGGUUUAUCCUCAAUUGAAUUCCAUAACGUUUGAAGAUUAUCCGCAACAACAGCCCAAGUGGGUGGAUAUAAUGCCAUCGCCCAUGGUAUGGACGGCCAUUCAGGUGAAUGUGUGUGAUGUAGAGAAUGCCUCUCCCAUGUUAGCGGAUCAGUUUAUGGAUCAGCAUGGCAGUGCCGAACCGGAGCCGAUGACACCCUUCUUUCUCGAAGAUGGAGAUCUCGAGCAUGAGUAUGCCAAUCGACCGGGUUACAUGCGUUAUUUGGAACCACGUCCCACUUGUACGAGCAGUGAACAAGAUCCGGUCCAAAGUCAAUUAGGCCAACUCACAGAUCCCACUACUGCUUUAGCAUCACCAACAACAACAACAACGACAACCACUACCACAGCAUCAGCAUCUGGCGACCAAACAGAAAGUGGAUUGCUAGCAGUUGUUAAAAAACCUUGUUUCAUUGAGCUAGAACAGCGGCCCCAUCGGAUCAGUCUGUUGCGUAGUCUACAGCCCAUGCGAUACACUUCCCAGCGAUCGGAGGAGACACACGUGCCCACCGAAGAGGACGGAGAGUCCGAGCUGAUCGACAAUGAAAAUGUAAUCAAGAAGCAACAACCAAAAGCCAAGAUGAUGGAGCAGGCCAAGAAGGACAAGUCGAUGGAAAGUACGCAGACAAGAGCACAGCAGAAGAGAUUGGUUGGCCUACCGCCAUCAACGCUCUCAACAUCAUUACCAGCAAAGCCACAAAAGUCGAACAGACUGAGGACAGAAAGACUCAAGACUGGAGCUUCUUCUCCUAGUCCAUCGCCACCCAAAUUCACCUCACAGAGGCAGCAGCAAAGUCGUCGGCAAUUGAAGAGCAAAGCGAAAGCAACGAAAACGGAAGAACAUGCUGCUGAAUUGAAAGCACGUCAUCUGGGAGGUCGUGAUGCUGUUACGGCUUCUCCCUCCAUACCAGCGCCACCGUCCCCAACACGAAUGUCCGUGUCACCCACUGCCGAGAAGACAUCACCGCGCCGGCGUAGGCAACAGCAGCGCUCUCCAGUGGUGUGCACCAGAUCCCUGGAGAAUCUGAAAUUCGAGAAACUUACGAUCUACAACAAGAUCUCAAUGACACAGGAGAAGAUUAUCAGUUCGUUGGAUCAACUGCAGAAUAGUUUGCUGCAAUUGCAUGUGCCGCCCUGCAGUGCCUUGGAGCGCCAGCGAAGGGAACGCAAUGCCUUCGAGUUCUGUGUGCGAUUUGCUAGGAACUUUCUCUAUCCCCUCAAGGGGAUGAUCGACGAUGUGAGAUGCACACCGGUCGCCUGUUUCAAUAGCGCCAAGUCGAACGAGGCCUGUCAGCGUGUGGUCUGUGUCUAUGGCCUGGUACAGCAAUCGAUCCAAACAUUUCAGCGGCAAUUGCGCUAUUUUCUGCUCGACAAGGUGCCCCAGAAGUUGAGUGCCCUCAUUGAGAUGAUCUACACCAUGACCAAUGUGUGCCUGGAUAAGAGUAUCAUGGAUCGUCAGGAUCCUGUUGUCGAAUGCCUGCAGCAGCGAUGCACCAAAUUUCUGACAUUCAUCGAGGACAUGCAGGAGGAGCGCUUCCAAUUGGCCCGCGAGACCUAUCGACGUCUGAGGAAGCGUGGUCACAAAAUGAAUCGCCCUCGCUAUCAUCACUAUCAUCGCACACAGUCCGAGGUACGCAGCCAGCGUUACGAUCUCAAGAUGUGUCUGAACGAUCUGAAGUUCUAUGAGCCGCGUCUAGUGCCCCGCAAAGACACACGUCCCAAGCCCCUUUUGCGUGUACGCAAAAUGAAGGGUCACAGCACUGCAGGUCCAUUGGCUGCCAAUGCUGCCACUAAAGUCCAGUCCGAUACCGAAAUACCGCCGGCCAUUGAUCAACUGGUGAAGACCCAAAUCGAGAAUAUACACUGCCGCGGCGAUGCCAGUAGCACCAUGAGCUUCGAUCGCCCAUCGGCCAGCUGUAGUCGCAAAUGCCGCGAGAAGACCGAAAGUCAGAAGCAUAAAAUGGAAAACAAAUUGCAUGAGGCUCUAUUCGAGGCACUACAACAUGUUUCCAAGAACCAAGUGCAGCAAGUUCUCGAUCCUCUAAUGCGUUCCCUGGGAGCCAUGCUACAAAAACAACAGGCACAACCAGGCAAGGACUAAAACUAAGAA